Molecule: messenger RNA, 4623 nt
Organism: Melampsora larici-populina 98AG31
Lineage: Eukaryota; Fungi; Basidiomycota; Pucciniomycetes; Pucciniales; Melampsoraceae
Exons: 10
Coding region: 1-4623 (1540 amino acids)
Biological process (GO): siRNA processing
Cellular component (GO): nucleus; RISC complex; cytoplasm
Molecular function (GO): RNA binding; ribonuclease III activity; ATP binding
Source: RefSeq, a predicted model, not a curated record
AUGUCGACGAUCGACACGGAUUCCAAGGUGACGACACCGACUACCACCCAAGAAUCAGAACAAGGUGUUCUUUCUGGAAACAAAUGUCCAAGGUUAUAUCAAGAAGAAUUAUUAGAAGAAGCUAAACGUCGAAAUAUAAUCAUUAGAGCUGAUACUGGAACAGGAAAAACUCUAGUGGCUGUUUUAUUGAUGGAUUGGAUGGCCGUUCAACCUAAAGGUGAUGAUCAAGAACAUACAAUUCAAGCUUUCCUUGUUCCUACUCGACCUCUCGUACAACAACAAGCUAGUGCAAUCCGAUCUGGUACAACACUUCGUGUUCGUGAAUAUACUGGCGACUUACAACCUGAAUUGUGGAAUGUGGAAAAAUGGCACUCUGAUCUGAAGCAAACUGACGUCAUUGUCUGCACUGCCCAGAUCUUCUAUGAUAUAUUGUCCAAAGGGUUUUGGACUCUUGAAAAUGUUUCACUUUUGGUAUUCGAUGAAGCACAUCACUGUCGUAAAAAUCACAUUUACAAUCAAAUUAUGCAAGUCCAUUAUCGACGUUUGGACCGGGAUCCCGACCAUCGACGCGUUCCCAAGAUCUUGGGUUUGACUGCUUCACCAAUAUGGGAUUGCAAAAGUAUGGUUAGGGCUGAAAAGGAUAUCAGGCAUGUGUCAUCAAAUCGAUUGAAAGUUUCGUAUCUAAAGCUCAUUACUUUUUGGUUCAGAUCGUUACAAAGUGAUCUUUCAGCACAGUUAUACGAAAUCAAAGUAAGACGUCAUGAUGUUGAAAAGUAUGCAAACAAACCAAAGGAAGAAGUGGUUUAUUUUACACCUGCUGAUUUGGUCGGUGAUGAUUGCGAUGAGCCAUAUUGGAAACAAAUCCGUCCCUUGGUCGAUAGUCAUGCAGAUAGCAAGUUUUUCUUGUCCUCCAAAACGAUACGAGAGCAACUUGGCACAUAUGCUCACAUAAUGUUUCUAUCCGAUUGGCUAUCUGAUCUACUUUUGAUGUCAAAGGGUCAAACCACCCAAGCUCCUAGGCUCUUAGAACCAACUUACAGGCUCAAAAUUAACGCGUCUAUCAAAUCACUGAAUGCACUCUUAGAUUCAAAUGACGUCCCAUUAAGCCAGUCUACCCCGAAGUUUCAAGCUUUAGUUAAAAUUCUUUCAAAGUAUGAGAAUAUGAAGGCUGAAGACUUUCAUGCCAUCAUAUUCGUGGAGAGACGAACGCACGCACAACUCUUGAAUUCUCUGAUCUCUCGAUGCGCCAAACUCAAAGGAUUCAUCAAACCUGGCGCCUUGACUGGACAUGGUGGCACUGUAGCGUCAAGUGGAGGUAAUCGCGGUAUGGACUCUAAAUCACAAAAUCAAACUGUUGAAAAAUUUCGAAACCGAGAGAUCAACUUGGCCAUCGCUACCAACGUCGCAGAAGAGGGUCUAGACUUUCGAGCGUGCCGACUUGUGAUCCGGUUUGACGAUAUCACAACCUGGAAGGGGGAAGAACUUCGCACCCAAUUAUAUGGCCGCCCAGAAGAUGAAGAGAUCAGUGAUGCCGAGCUUGAAUCGACGCCACAGCUAAUCAAUUCACUCGGUGAUGGAAAAGACGCAAUACUAACGCACAAUGCUUCCGUUUCCUUACUGAACGAAGUAUGCCAACUGCUACCGCAUGACGAGUAUGCCGAGAUUCUAAAGCCCAAGUUUGAAGAUAUUCAGCGGUCAGGUGGGUUUGUAUGUCGAGUCACAUUACCGCCAAUGGCAGCAUUAUCACCGUCUGAAAGGGUCUUUGAAAGUGAGCCUUUCACCAAAAAAAAUAAGGCGAAACAAUCGGCCUGUUUUAUAGCUUGUCGAGCUCUACGCUCAGCUGGUGUUUUGGACGAACAUUUUAUGCCACUACGAGAACGUCACACACGUGCUUUAACGGACGCCGAUGGACGAGCCUUACUUAAAUUACAAAUUCCUGACAGGGUGGAAGUGGCCUGUCCUAAUCCUUUUGGAGACGCUCUUAAUUCCGAAGUUUGGCUUCACAAGAUUUCUUUUGAUCUCGGUGAAAGCAAGCCAUUGUCAUUUGGAUUUUUGUGUGGAAAUCAAAUGUUGUCGCAUCCUAGUCUAGUGAUUUAUGAUCAUCAUCAAGAUGGCAAAGCACUUCCUAUUGUGAUUGAAGACUCGAUGAAGAUGUGCUGGUCGGGCGAAGAGCGUUCAAGUAACCUGCUCAAGCUAGACACUUUCACCCGAAUGGGUAUACAAGCUACUCUCAAUCGUCGGGCGUACGAUGGACAACUACUGUUUUUUCUCGCGGCGUUGGAAGAGGACGGCAUGGAAAUAGAUUGGGACCUCAUCGAAAAGCCUACAGUGCCUAUAGGUUCAUUUGAAGAUUUGAGCAAAUACCAGGAGGUUGUCGUUCCUUUACGCUGUCUACAUGAACGGAUCUUUACUUCUCACUUCGCUUGCACUGGCUUGACAGUCGAAUCUAAACCUGCCGAUGUCCCAAGCCAUCCUCAUUUAGUCAGAUUCAUUCGAAACGCAUCAAAAUUCAAAUCACUUGCCCACUUUUUCUCAGUGAUUUCGUCGGAGCUCCGUACUGAAUUGCAAUCACCUCUAGUGUAUCUUGAAUCAGAUUUCAAAUCAAUGGACAAUCUGAUGAAAAAGCUCAUCCCAAAGGCUUCUUUACCGUUCAGAGUGCUUUUACCAUUGUCAGCAUCUCAAGGGAGUCGGCUACCUAGUUAUUUUUGGAAGAUCUUUUCAUUCAUCCCUGCCCUCACUCGUCGACUCCACGAUGCAUCACAGGUUCAAGCUCUCCUCAAGAAGAUUGAUGUCCCGCACGUAUCGCUUGAUCUUGCCACGAUGGCUUUAACACAGCCUGGUAUAGAUGUGCCGUGGGAUUACCAAACGCUUGAAACCGUUGGCGACGCGUUCCUGAAGUUGGCCACAAGUGUACAUGUCUAUCUGUCACAUACCAAGAAGGGUGAAGGUGAUAUGAGUGCCUUACGAUCUAAAUCGGUUGAUAAUGAAUACCUCAGGUCAAAAUCACUGCAAGCCGGACUGGGAAGUUAUGUACUCAGCUCUCGUUAUCGUACAGACACUUUUAGGGCAGCUCACCUGGACGACGGCCCUUUGUUACCCACCGGAGAAGUUCAACGCAAGAUUCCUCGUCGAGUUUUGUCUGAUAUUGUGGAGGCUCUCUUGGGUGCUGGUCUCCUUUCGGGUGGUAUCCAAACUGCGCUGAAGAUUGGAACAGAGUUAGAUUUAUGCUUCGGCGGUGUCACUCCAUGGACUGAGCGACCAUGUAAAGCUCUCGAUGAACCAUACCCUGAUGCAGCUAGCUCUCAAUGGACCAAGUCGCAUACAGCAUUACAACAUAAGAUUGGAUACGAAUUUAAGCAACCUUUGUUAUUGAUGCAAGCAUUGACACAUAGGAGUGCUGACUCAUUUCUUACCAACUGCUAUGAACGAGAAGAAUGGCUAGGAGAUGCAAUUGUCGACUUGUGGAUUACGGAGCACUGUUAUCGUCGAUUCUCAGAUUCUACAGCUGCACAGCUUACAUUUACACGAGCAAGCUUAGUCACCAACGCUAGUCUUGGUUAUCUCUCGUUGAAAAAACUUGGAUUGCACAAAAUGAUUCAACAUGAUUCAAGGCAUUUCGAAAAGGCUUGUGACGAUGCUUUGAGAGAUAUUGAAAGUUUUAUUGAAGUUGGAAGUUUUUAUGACAAUUUAACCAAUUCAUUUAUUGUUUUUGAUCCUCCUAAAAUAUUGGGUGAUGCACUUGAAGCUAUUGUGGGUGCGAUCUUUAUUGAUUGUGGAUUACAUUUAUCGGUAGCAUAUAGAUCAUUGGAUAAAAUAUUUGAAGAUGUCCUACCUCGAUUGAAACAAGAUGAACCUCGUGAUCCGAUUUCGCUUUUAUUGAGAACACGUGACACGUAUUGUUGUUCAGAGUUGGGCCGUGUGACGGAACAUGUGGUGGAGAAAAAAGAAACAAGUGGAAUACGAGAUAAUGAGGAUGAGUGCGAAUCGUUCAGGUUGUGUAAAGUGAGUUUGCACGGUAAGGUCAUCGCCACAGGACGUCAUCGUACCUCGAAUACUGUGGCGGAACAAAGAGCUUCAUUGAAUGCAUAUGAGCUCUUACGUGCGAGGAGUGAUGAUAUGAAAGAUCCGGAUCGACCUGAUCCUUGGUUAAGUUGUAAUUGUAAACAAACUACGGCACUUGCGUUAGCUACUGCUAAUGGAAAUUCAAACGAAGAUGAUUUACCUGCUUCGUUGACUGGUAAAAGAUGCCGAAAGAGUCGUUUGAGACAGAAUAAAAAGAGUCGAUUACAGGCUAAGCAACAAGAGCGAAACCAAAACAAAAAUGUCAAUCAACUUAACCAAACUUUUGACAUUCCUCCUCAUCUAUCAGAAUCGAGCACUUUAGUGCAUAUUGGAGGGGUGAAGGAAGAAGAAGAAUCUAGAGCCGAUAGUAUUUGUGAUUCUGAUUACUCUGACCAUAUGAGUGAUGGUGGAGAGACUAAACCCGUUUUACCCAUCGAUUCAACCGAUGCUGAUAUGACUGAUUAUGAAGUUGAAUCUAAACCCAAUCUAUCUAAGAAAAGAGAAGCCGACUGUUUUUCUGAAACUGAUAAUAAACGAGUAAAAUGCAAAAAAGAAGAAUAA